This is a messenger RNA of Malaclemys terrapin pileata, 824 nucleotides long. RefSeq names its product histone H4 type VIII-like. Gene Ontology annotation, cellular component: nucleosome. The transcript has a single exon. Lineage: Eukaryota; Metazoa; Chordata; Testudines; Emydidae. Gene Ontology annotation, biological process: nucleosome assembly. Gene Ontology annotation, molecular function: protein heterodimerization activity; DNA binding; structural constituent of chromatin. Bases 530 to 805 code for a protein of 91 amino acids. The record is from RefSeq and is a predicted model, not a curated record.
AGUCAAUGUAACUUAAUAGCACAGUGCAGACACUGCGUUAAGUCUGUCGAUGGGAGACGCUCUCCCGUCGACUUAGUGCUUCUUAACCAAACCCCUUAAAUCAAUGCGGCUUAGUGAAGACAAACACUAUGAAAUGCUUGUUUCUGCAGGUAUUAAUCUCACUUUUAAUUGCUAUAUCCCAUGUUUAUAAAGUAAUAUUUGUCUGUUCUGAAACUACAUGCCCACAGUCAGGAGGGAUGCAUUACAAGUGUGAAAUACUAGUUUGCCCCAGGGCGUUCUCUCCUGCCCAACAAAAGAAGGCCCAUGAACACCAGCCAAACCAUUAUGGAACAUCAGAAGACAAAAGACUUUGUUGAUUGCUCCCCUCAUACCCAGGAAGAGGAGACAUGCAGGUGAACUUGUCCCAUUGUUAUCUUGAACUCUGAGUGCCCGGAAUAAAACUCCUGACAAGAAGAAACUGCCUCUUUUUGUCUGUGUGAACUCAGAAGGGCCAGAGAUUCUAAACUGAAACCAGCUAUCUGCUUGCAAAAUGUCUGGUCUCGGCAAGGGCGGAAAGGGGCUGGGUAAAGGAGGUGCUAAGAGGCACCGUAAGGUCUUGCAAGACAACAUCCAGGGUAUUAUGAAGCCGGCGAUCCGCCGCUUGGCUCGCCACGGUGGGGUGAAGCACAUCUCGGGGCUGAUCUACGAAGAGACCCGUGGGGUGCUGAAGGUUUUCCUGGAGAACGUGAUCUGCGAUGGGGUGACCUAUACCGAGCACGCCAAGCGGAAGACGGUGACGGCAAUGGAUGUGGUGUAUGCUUCUUAACCAAAUGUAUGCCCUGAAA